Messenger RNA from Saccharomyces cerevisiae S288C, 1233 nucleotides. It is a transcript of the gene PDX1, whose product is annotated as Pdx1p. The transcript has a single exon. Gene Ontology annotation, molecular function: acyltransferase activity. Gene Ontology annotation, biological process: pyruvate decarboxylation to acetyl-CoA. The record is from RefSeq and is marked reviewed. The coding region runs from base 1 to 1233 and encodes 410 amino acids. Gene Ontology annotation, cellular component: acetyltransferase complex; mitochondrion; mitochondrial matrix. NCBI's taxonomy places the organism in Eukaryota, Fungi, Ascomycota, Saccharomycetes, Saccharomycetales, Saccharomycetaceae.
AUGCUAAGUGCAAUUUCCAAAGUCUCCACUUUAAAAUCAUGUACAAGAUAUUUAACCAAAUGCAACUAUCAUGCAUCAGCUAAAUUACUUGCUGUAAAGACAUUUUCAAUGCCUGCAAUGUCUCCUACUAUGGAGAAAGGGGGGAUUGUGUCUUGGAAAUAUAAAGUUGGCGAACCAUUCAGCGCGGGCGAUGUGAUAUUAGAAGUGGAAACAGAUAAAUCUCAAAUUGAUGUGGAAGCACUGGACGAUGGUAAACUAGCUAAGAUCCUGAAAGAUGAAGGCUCUAAAGAUGUUGAUGUUGGUGAACCUAUUGCUUAUAUUGCUGAUGUUGAUGAUGAUUUAGCUACUAUAAAGUUACCCCAAGAGGCCAACACCGCAAAUGCGAAAUCUAUUGAAAUUAAGAAGCCAUCCGCAGAUAGUACUGAAGCAACACAACAACAUUUAAAAAAAGCCACAGUUACACCAAUAAAAACCGUUGACGGCAGCCAAGCCAAUCUUGAACAGACGCUAUUACCAUCCGUGUCAUUACUACUGGCUGAGAACAAUAUAUCCAAACAAAAGGCUUUGAAGGAAAUUGCGCCAUCUGGUUCCAACGGUAGACUAUUAAAGGGUGAUGUGCUAGCAUACCUAGGGAAAAUACCACAAGAUUCGGUUAACAAGGUAACAGAAUUUAUCAAGAAGAACGAACGUCUCGAUUUAUCGAACAUUAAACCUAUACAGCUCAAACCAAAAAUAGCCGAGCAAGCUCAAACAAAAGCUGCCGACAAGCCAAAGAUUACUCCUGUAGAAUUUGAAGAGCAAUUAGUGUUCCAUGCUCCCGCCUCUAUUCCGUUUGACAAACUGAGUGAAUCAUUGAACUCUUUCAUGAAAGAAGCUUACCAGUUCUCACACGGAACACCACUAAUGGACACAAAUUCGAAAUACUUUGACCCUAUUUUCGAGGACCUUGUCACCUUGAGCCCAAGAGAGCCAAGAUUUAAAUUUUCCUAUGACUUGAUGCAAAUUCCCAAAGCUAAUAACAUGCAAGACACGUACGGUCAAGAAGACAUAUUUGACCUCUUAACAGGUUCAGACGCGACUGCCUCAUCAGUAAGACCCGUUGAAAAGAACUUACCUGAAAAAAACGAAUAUAUACUAGCGUUGAAUGUUAGCGUCAACAACAAGAAGUUUAAUGACGCGGAGGCCAAGGCAAAAAGAUUCCUUGAUUACGUAAGGGAGUUAGAAUCAUUUUGA